Polychytrium aggregatum is the source of this 4081-nucleotide messenger RNA. RefSeq names its product IKI3 family-domain-containing protein. Gene Ontology annotation, cellular component: elongator holoenzyme complex; cytosol. The record is from RefSeq and is a predicted model, not a curated record. The transcript is spliced from 20 exons. Gene Ontology annotation, biological process: tRNA wobble base 5-methoxycarbonylmethyl-2-thiouridinylation. The coding region runs from base 31 to 3756 and encodes 1241 amino acids. Lineage: Eukaryota; Fungi; Chytridiomycota; Chytridiomycetes; Polychytriales. Gene Ontology annotation, molecular function: tRNA binding.
GUGGUAUCUCUGCAGCACCUCCCCGAUCUCAUGUCAAUCUGCAUCGGACUCCGAUCCGGCGAUAUUCUGCUACUCAAUCUGGAUGGAUAUACAGAGGGACAAGAGCCCGAAAUCGUCGGAACAGUCGACUCGGGCAUUCUGAGUAUGGAGUGGAGUCCCGACCAUGAAGUCGUCAUCGUUGUCACAGGCGGUGCGACGGUUCUUGAGAUGACCAAGGACUUUGACACCAUCACCGAAGUACCAAUCCACACGGAUGAAUACGGAAUCGCCGCCCCGGUUAGCGUCGGUUGGGGCAAGAAAGAAACACAGUUUCAUGGCUCUGAGGGCAAAGCAGCGGCGCAGCGCAAGGCUCCCAGCGCUGUUGCCUUGUCGCCAGACGACACCCACGCCCCGCGAGUUGCAUGGAGAGGCGACGGCCAAUAUUUUGUCUGCUCCUCUGUCGAUCCGAGCGGAGAUAAACGCUUAUUGAGAGUUUACGAUCGCGAGUGUGUUCUGCAGAGCACAAGCGAGGCUGUAAACCAACUCGAGCACCCCCUCUCAUGGAGGCCAACAGGAAAUCUGAUUGCAUCGACACAGCGGCUUCCACAUAGGCACGACGUUGUGUUCUUCGAACGUAACGGCCUCCGGCAUGGCGAGUUUGCUCUGCGAGAGGACAGCGCAACUCGUGUCGUUGAUGUGCUUUGGAACGCCGACUCGACUGUGUUGGCUGUAUGGCUGGAGCGAUGUGGCCCAGAGGGUCAAGUAUCUCAAUCUGCUGUGCAACUCUGGACCAUGAACAACUACUAUUGGUAUUUGAAGCAGGAGAUCCCUACCUCCGAAGCGCACGAUGCCUUUUCGGGAGUACAGUGGGAUCCCGAAAUCGGGCUGAGGAUCCACUUGACGACCCAUCUUGGUCGAUACUUGAGAUUGGACUUUUCUACGGCCAGCUUUGUGAGCACAUCUCUUGCCAAGAAUAAUCCGGCCAGUGUCGUCGUCAUCGACGGAGCAACCGUAAACGUGACCCCAUUCAAGCAUCGAAAUGUACCACCACCAAUGGCCGCAUUCAAGUUGACCCUACCUGGCCCGGCCAGACACGUCGCCUUUGGUGCAUCUAAUGAAGGAGACGACUUUGCCGUGCUGUUGAGCGAUGGGAAGGUUUCGUUUUACUCAAGCAACAGCAUUCGGAUGCCCAUCCAAGCCCACACGCCCGUCGGCACAGUUGAUUUGCAUGAGCUGCGUGAGCAUCAUCUCGGCGUUCACACGUACCGCCAGAUUGCUUUCCUCGACCCGACCACUCUGAUCGCCAUUGGCUAUUCCGAAGCCCUUCAUCGUGACAUUGUGACGGGGUUCACGAUUGGAUACGGCGAUGUUGAUGAUGAGGAUCGUUCAGCCCGAAUCGUUGAUAGCGUUACCAUCGAGUCCGUCAACGGAGCCAUGGCUAGGCGAUUCUUGCGUCUGAUUUGCGCUGUCGAUCUCGGCAAGGUCUUUGUGGAGACUGUUGAUGGGGCCAUCUACGAAGUUGAGCAAAAUGGCGGCGACUGGGGAUUCGGCUUCUUUGCUCGCCUGCCUUCACCAUGCCCGUGGAUUGGGGCAGUGUCGCUGGGUGCUGACGACUCCAAAGAGCUCGCCAUCGUCGGACUGGACCGGCACAAUCGUCUCUACUUGAACGACCGCCUUUUGGCCUCGGACUCGACUUCGUUUUUUGUGCACGAAGAGUUCCUGAUCUUCACCACACUCUCUCAUACCGCGCGGUUUGUCGAACUCAACACCAGUGUGGCCGGCCUUGUGGUUCCGGAAGCUACGAAACCCUCAGCAUUUGACGAAGACCACCGCCGCGUGGAGCGUGGAUCGCAGAUUGUGGUCGCGACCCCGGCCUCUGUCAACCUGGUCCUUCAAAUGCCCCGUGGCAACCUGGAGACCAUGUAUCCGCGAGCUUUGGUUCUCUCGCAGUUGCGCAGCUUCCUCGACAACCUGGAUUACUUGAAUGCGUUCCUGCUCUGCCGUAAGCACCGGAUCGACAUGAACAUCCUCUACGACCACCGACCGGAGCAGUUCAUUGAGAACGUCGAACACUUUGUUCGGCAAAUCAACGAGCAGGACUAUCUCAAUCUCUUCCUGAGUGGUCUCCGCAAUGAAGACGUGACCGUCACCAUGUAUGUGAACAGGGCCCUACGCAACCAGCCUUCCACCAGAGCUAAGGCCCCGCAGCAGGAGCGGGAUGUUGGAAAGGUGAACCGCAUCUGCGACACUGUCCGCGGCGCACUGGAAACAAUUGAUGCCGAGCGAUAUACCCAGUGUAUCUUGACCACCGACGUGAAGAAAGUUCCGGCCGAUCUAGAAACAGCGAUGGGUCGAAUCAAAUCUCUGCGUGGUACGAGCUAUUCUGUGUCGCUCGCCGAGGAGGCACUCAAAUACGUCAUCUUCCUUGCCGACGCUGACCAACUCUACGACGUGGCCUUGGGCAUGUACGACUUUAGCUUGGUGCUGAUGGUCGCCCAGCACUCGCAGAAGGAUCCUCGCGAGUAUCUCCCCUUCCUGUCGGAGCUCUCCAAACUGGAGAUGCGCUACCAGCAUUUCAAGAUUGACGACCAUCUGAAGCGAUACUCUCGAGCUCUCAAGAACCUCAGUCUCGCAGAUGAGCCUGGUCGGUUUGAAGAGUGUGUCGAGUACAUCAAGCACCACAAGCUGUUCAAGGAUGCUCUCGAGUAUUUCUCGGCCGACAAUCAAAAGUACAAAGCGGUCAUGCGUCUCUAUGCCGAGCAUCUGGACAACAACGGUGACUCGGCCGAGGCUGGCUUGAUUCACUAUCUUUCUGGCAACAAGGCGGCGGCUUUGGCCUCCUACAAGGAUGCGUUGCUGUGGCAGGAGGCUUUCUCUGUCGCAGCGGAGCUGGGCAUGUCUACCCAGGAAGUCGUUCAGCUUGGUCGCGAGCUUGGAGAUUUGCUUGUCGAAAAGCGCCAGUACCAGAGCGCAGCCAAGGUCUUCCUGGACUAUGUCGGCGAUCCCGAGGAGGCUGUGUUGGUGCUGCUGAAGGGGUUCCAGUGGAUCGAAGCAGUCCGGAUUGCGCACAAGCACGGACGUGCUGAUCUGGUCGAAACACACGCCAAGCCGGCGCUGCUCGAUGCGUUCUCUCAUUUUGUCGAGGAUAUCAAAGACACAACCCAAACCUCCGAGAAGUAUCUAGUUCGCUAUCGGAAUGUCCAGCAACGCAAGCUCGAGAAAGAGCUCGAAGGCGAAGGCUUGCCCGAGGAUGACGCUUUGGAUCAUGUCGACAUGCUUUCGGACACCACAUCGAUGGCCACGACCCGUAUCACACACUCCACCGCCCGGUCGUCGCGCAUGACCUCGCGUACCCACCAAACCGCCAAGACAAGCCGACAGAAGCGCCGGCUGGAGAAAAAGAAGUUGAAGGGCAAGGAGGGCGGACUGUUCGAGGAAGAGUAUCUUCUGAACGAGUGGCGAAAGAUGACCGUCAAGGUGAACGAUUGGCAAGCUGACUUGGACAGCUUGGCGCGAUCGCUGAUCCGCUUUGGAUACGAGAAGCAAGCGAGGGAGCUGCAGCAAGCGUACUCGGUACUCGUCAGUACCGUCAAGAGAGCCCUCGAGGAAGUGUUUGUGCGGAUUGUGAAGGUUGAAGAGACAUUCGAGGAGUUCAAGCUCCGUGUGGUCGACGGCAAGCCCCUGCCUCCUGGCCACUAUUCGACGGCCUUUAAUGUCCCUCCCGAAGCAGGACCGAAGCUGAACGAGACAGGAUGGGGGGUGUCGAUUUUUAUGUAACUUCACGCAGCUGCAGCUAUGGCGUCAGCUGCAGAGGCAUGUGCGAUUCCAACCUGACCAUGUUUCGGAGGGAUCAUUGCAGUAGUUGCUCCGACAACAAAGCGUAUAUUGAAUAUCCGAAUGAUUCGCGCAUGAGCUGCGGUCAGCAGGAAGAAGGGUGCUGGACUGGAGUCUUUGGUAUUCCUCAGCAGCACUUGUGGUUGGCACACACAUCGGCGUAUUCCGAGUCUUCAGGAACCUUGGCAGGGUCCAGUCCGAUAGAUCUCAUCUUGACAGCGAUCUCGAACAAGUAGUCAUAGCACUCGGACAUGGACUUGGCUACAAU